Molecule: messenger RNA, 2374 nt
Organism: Cyprinodon tularosa
Lineage: Eukaryota; Metazoa; Chordata; Actinopteri; Cyprinodontiformes; Cyprinodontidae
Product: protein Tob2
Exons: 2
Coding region: 451-1650 (399 amino acids)
Biological process (GO): regulation of gene expression
Cellular component (GO): cytoplasm; nucleus
Molecular function (GO): transcription corepressor activity
Source: RefSeq, a predicted model, not a curated record
CACAGUGUAUAAAUACGCCGGGUUGUCAAACAGUAAAGUUUCAGCGAGCACCUUCAGUUCAACGCGAAGUGUCACCGAAAGACAAAGUACGCCAAAAAAUUACAGCUUCGGUGGCAAAGAAGGAAAACACAGAGUCUUAUUUUUAUGUAAACUUGGUAAUUCUGCGAACUGACGCCUCCGCCGUAGAUUUUUGUCAUAUAAUAUGAGGGAAUUAAUGUAGAGACCAGGGAGGACAGGUCAAGCCCCGGACAUCAUCACCACCAUAACCGUUAUCACGGCUAGCUGGAACAUCCAGAGAACCUAAAAACAUUCCCUGCCUUUGAGAUGCCGAUGCGAAUAUGACUCCAAAAGAUUCAACGACUUUUCUUUAAGCCAGAGGUACGAACUGCCUCCCUCUUAUCAGCAUCCUAUAACAAUCAGAUCCCACCACGACCCUAACCCGAUGCAGCCAUGCAUCUAGAGGUCAAGGUCGCCCUCAACUUUAUUGUGUCCUACCUGUACAACAAGCUGCCUCGCCGUCGAGCUGACCUGUUUGGUGAGGAGUUGGAGAAGAUACUGAUGUCCCGCUUUGAGGGCCACUGGUAUCCUGAUGCGCCCCUCAGGGGAUCGGCUUUCCGCUGCAUACACUUGGGGGCGCUGCGUGACCCUGUAGUGGAGCUGGCUGCCAAAAGAAGCGGACUAGAUACGGAGGAGGUGCGUUCUAACGUCCCUGCUGAGCUCAGCGUCUGGAUCGACCCAUACGAGGUGUCCUACCAGAUUGGAGAGAAGGGGACGGUAAAGGUGCUUUACCUAGAAGACCCCCCAGGCCUCGGAUGCGACGGUGACAGGGCUGAGGCGGGGAAUGGGGAAGGAAAAGGAGAGUCUGAAGCUGAGGAGGCAAAGAGUUUGGGAUUUAAUCCAGAUGCUCAGGUGUUUGUGCCAAUUGGAAAUCAAGCAUCUCCGGCACUCAUGCCAUCCCUCUCAAGCUCGCCCACAGCUUUGUCAGCUCAGCCUGGACUCUUUAGCUACCCCAGCUCCAGCACUCCUACUGACCCUGGGGCCAAUUCCUCCAACACUUCCACCCCUUCCCCUCCCAGCGGCGUGUUACCCUACCUCCCCACUCAGCAGGCCCCCUCAGCGCUCCCUCCAGCCCGUCCACAACCCAUCACCUUCACCACAGCAAGCUUUGCCGCUACCAAGUUCGGCUCCACCAAAAUGAAGAAGUGCAGCGGCACCGGGUCACCAGCCAGCUCCGGUGUCAUUGUGCCGCCUUCGCAAAGGAUGCUCUCCCGCUCUCCCACCAACAUCCCGGCACCGGAGCUGCUAAAGCACAAGCCCCUGUCGUUGUCUCUGCACUCCCUCGGAGGUCAGAUCCCCAGCCAGCUCUCCCCCAGCGCCAAAGAGUUCGUCUACCCAGGAUCGCCGGGCCCCUUUUACUUUGAGGCCGACACCCAGCCCAUGCAGCCUCAGGCCAGCCCUUUCCAACCCUCGCACAACAUCAGCUCCAACCCAGCUUUUGAUGCGUUCGCCAGCCCUUCUGCCCAAAACGUGGGCAUCCUCAGCAGCGGCGCAGGAAUCCCUUACGUGGAGAAACCAGCGUUUGACGGUUUAGGAAGUUACAACCUGCAAUAUCCAAGCCAGUCUUUCCAGCCCGUCGUGCUGGCCAACUAACUAACCCUUUGUUUGGAUUACCAGUCGAGGCAGAGUUUGGUGAAUCUACACGUCUUUGGUUUUCCUUCAAAACAUAAUGUUGACUUCAUCAAAAGUGGGUUUUGCUACAGAGAUUAGAGAAAUAAACAUGUCCACUAACCAUUUUAUGCUUUGUAUCUCCCUUUUCACUCCUCCUGGAACCAUUCGUGUUCCUUCACUUUGCAUUGAUAGAUAUCGAUGGUUAGGUGGCGAGAUUCUUUCUGCACCCAGUUCUAUUCAGACAUGAAACAUUUAUUUUCUACUCCUUGUGACGGACCCGUCUCUAGAGCAGCUCCAUUUUGCACUGCACUGUCAUGCUGUGAAAAAAGGACUUUGCCAAGUCCUGCAGGGAACGACUGCUGUGGAAAACUCAGCACUUUGCUCGCAAUCUGCUCUGCCCUACUUGCCACAAAUACACAGGAGAAGGGGGGUGUUGUUUUGCUGUCUGUGUGUCGUCCUGCCCCGUUUUGUUAUGGUUCGAUCGAGGGAACGGUUGUUUGUCUCAGUUAUUGGGUGCAUGUAUAUCGAAAGCUUGUUAUCAGUCGCUGGUACGCCUGUGUGAGCGGGAAUGAAUGAUGGGCAGGCAGAGGGAGAGAGAGCGGCGUUGGAGAAUGUAUUUUAUCUGCUGGAGGGAAGCUCUGAAUGUGAAAGACAGCUGAAUUAGAAGGUGAACUAAAUGUUACCUCUUUGUUUAAAGGGAAAAAAA